CAAAUAUAUAUAUAUAUAUAUAUAUAUAUAUAUGCAUAUAUAUAAAGGCUUUCUGAAGCAACAGAAGAAACAUCACUUUUGUGGUUUUAACGAGCAAUUGCUUGCUCGCACAUACGAACGGUCAAAACCACAUUUGGCCACAAUAAACAUGGCUGCGGUCAAUUGGUUUUCUUUGGUACUGGCAUUCGCUUUCUUAAAUGUCACGCACAGCAUACGUGUCGAUGUCAAUGAGGAGGCUGAAAAUAUAACUGAAACCACCAUAACCACAACAACCGCAACAGCGGUAGACCUCAUAGACGAGAGCAAUGUCACUUUGCUGGCGGAUGAUUCAGAGUUAAGUGCUUCAGAGCGUACAAGACGUUUAAUACCGUAUAUGGCCUUCUAUUUGCCGGUUUCAGAGUUGACCAUUAAUAAACAAUAUGCCUCCCUACCGUCACAAGCGUCGAAGCAUUCUUUACGAACAAACAGUGGUAAUGCUGGCAUACUUAAUACAAGUCCAACGGCAAGUCAUGUGCCAAUACCAACAGCAUAUGUGCACAUGAAAAUGAAUGCAAUGAGUGCACCUUCAGCUACAAGCGAUGGCUUGGAACAUUAUUUGCCGCCCUCUGCUUCUGCAAAUUAUCAGAUAAAUGCAGGCACUGGUUAUUACGAUAGCAAUAUUGGUGGACAUUCCCUGACUGCAGUUAAACAACUUGGCGAUACCGAUAAUAACAAAUAUUCGAGAGUAGUUGAUUUGGUGCCCCUACGGCCACCGGAGCUCACUGUCGGCGUCACACAUUCGCCAUUAGUAAGAGACAAUGAUGAAGGCAAAGUAUAUGCAACGCACAGACCAGUUAAUCCUCACAAACAAAAGACAGUGCAAUAUUUUCCACCUUUAUCAUCGCAAACCUCAUCAAAAUCAUCUUUAACUGCGUUCGAGUCUUUAGCCACUCCGCCAAAGGAAAUAAUAAGGUCUCGCCAACAACAAAAUCAAGCUGCUUAUCGUAUACGCAGCAAACAAUCAAAAAACAAUUUAACACCAUUUACAGCGUCUAAUACAGUGCCGGGCGACUUCGUACCAAUUGUUUAUACGUCAGCGAAUAGCAAUAGCAACAACAACUUAAACAAUAUAAUAACCAAUACAGCUGAGGCCGAUGACACUGCUCAUAUUGUAUUGUACGACGAUGAAAACGAUGAAAUAAACAAACACUAUCAACAGCAAACGCAGCAAACCCAACCGCGGCAACAAAUUGCUGUAGAAUACUCUGCUUCAUUGCCGCCAAUAGAUGUUCAAUCAUUGCAUAAUCAAAAUUAUCAUCACCGCUAUCGACAACAACAACAACAACAACAGCAACAACAUCGGCAUAAUUCCAAACUCCAACAACAACAGCAACAGCAACAACAACAAUCAAAGCAACAAGGGUAUUUUAGUAUUACAACUUCCACGGUGGCAGGAGAAUUGGCACCAGAAAAUACCGUAACCAUAAGUCCACCCAUUCGUCAUCAUAUUGGGGGACAUAAUGAUGCUGUCGUUAUACACCAACAACAAGGAUUAAAAUCGACACAAUUUCAACCUCCGAAAGCAGAAAACUUUUUCAUAACAAACAUACAACAAGAACAUCAUAAUCCCCUAAAGGUAAAGCCACCGCCGCCGCCGCCUCCGCCGCCGCAGCAACGCAUACGUUACAAAUAUCACCCGCAACUGCGGCAACAACAACUUGUCAGUCAACAAAAAUAUCGUGUGCCCAGCAAGGAACGUGACCAAACAUCACAUAAGCAUUCAAUGACAGAGCCUCAGGUUCUCAUACUUAGCAGUACAUCGCCACCUGUAGAAAGCGUUUCUGUCUCCACGCAAUAUCCACAAAAUACUUUCAUUCGUCACGCUUCAUACAAUCAUCCAGAUCUAUCCAUGCCACCCAAUCAUCAUUUAGACACGAAUGGCAACAGUGCUUUACCAACCUACCAUCAGGUUCUUACAAUACCGGUACGAAAUUUAUUCCGUGAAUUUGAUGGGCAAACAAUUUCGCAACCUGGUGGUCAGAGUUAUCACAAACAACAACACCAACAAUCAACACAUCGUUUAUUGGCACCAUCGUCACCGCCAUCACUAUCAUCAUCAGCAUCAUUACACGCAUCACAUUAUCCCACGGCUAUUGGACCCUCCACUCCUCAAUACAUUGACUAUUUAAUUGAUGAACCCAAGCAAUCUUUGGAUGAAGAACAACAUGCAUACUUUGUUGUGACAACACCUUCUGCGCCAAAUAGUCAUCGCGACGAAUCCAUUAGAACAAAGGAAAAUUAUGAUCCCACUCUGCGUACAAUUUACAAAACAAAACCCGGCUUGCAUCUGCAACAAACAAUUCAGCCAAAAAAGAAUGUCAAUCAUCCGUUAAUUAGGUAUAAAAAUCCAAUUGCUCGACCAAUGCCGGCAACACCCACACCGAGCAGCACUGUCUCAUUGAAACCAACCGCAAAAUUUGUUUAUGUUAAAGAGGAAUUUGGUCAAAAAUUAGUGCCGUCACAGGGUUUAUUUAAAACGAAGCAAACGGCAGCCAGCGUACACUACAAUAACAAUGCAAACAAUGCAAAAAUACCGGAGGAGCAAUUGCAAAAACAGGAUUUAACGACUCAGCCGCUAACGCCCCAAAGGAAUGAAGUAAAACAGCAUCAUCAGUCAUCUUCAACAUUGGCAGAUCCAAAUGAACUGCCAGAUAUACGCACAUCAUCGCUGGCCGAAAUUCUCCACAAACUGCAGGAGAGCAAUCAUUUGCCGCAUACUUUGACACCGGAUAACAUUGACAAUUCGAUUAAAACACUUAUACAUAUACUCAACAAUUUGAAGCAGACCCAAACAAUUGUGGCCAAUCCACCCCAGCACCAUGAGUUGCCGUCGCACUCACCCGACUAUGAUUACAGCGCAGAUAGUAGAGAACAGCAGCAGCAGCAGCAGCAACAACAACAACAACAACAGGACCACCAUAAUAUACAUGAUUUAAACUUAUUGCCUAUACAUCAUAUGGGAACGCAUAGACAACCAGGUCCUAGUACAGGACGACCAGGCAUUGAUUAUCCCAAUUAUGCUGACAUACCAGAGACAUCUUUCGAUUGUUCGCAACAACGUUAUAAAGGUUUCUUCGGUGAUCCGGAAACUCAUUGCCAAGUAUGGCAUUACUGCGAUUUAAAUGGAGGCAAAGCAUCAUUCCUUUGUCCAAAUGGUACCAUUUUUAGUCAGAUAGCAUUAACCUGUGACUGGUGGUUUAAUGUUAAAUGCGCUACAACCGCACAGUUAUACGUUUUGAAUGAGCGGUUAUACAAGUACAUAUUGCCAUUUACGCCUAAAUUUCCCGAAGACUACAGUGGUCCUUUGGUGGAUAAAUACUUAGCUUUGAAAUUUCAAGAGAUGGAAGAGAAAAUGCGUUUAGAAAAGGAGAAAGCUGAUGAAGAAACAAAAGAAACCAAUACAUCGAAUGAUGGUAACGAUAACGACAAUAAUGAUAAUGAUGAUAAUGAUAUCGAUAAUAUUAACACUGAAAGCGAAGAUACAGGCACUGAAGAACCGAUUACGGAGGAUAAUAAAACCGUGCAAAAGCAUGAUACCAUUAAUUCUGUCGUCAGUGAACAAAGUUCUGAAAGAAAUUUACUUAUAGACGAUGAAGUUAAUGACAUUUCUCAACGGGACAAAUCUAUGAAUGCUUUUGAAAGCACUACAAUAUCCACGAUAACAGUAACGCCAAAAUCUAACGAAGAGCUAUCGCUAAGUCUUAGACCGAUAGUAGUAUCCUCUACGGCCGAGCCAGACUAUGAUGACAAUGACGACGCUAACAAUGAGCAAGAUAAACUUGCUGAUACUUCUACGGAUAGAAUAGAAAUACGAAAGGCUGAAAAGAAUAACAAUGAAACGGUCACCGAUGUUCCUCAAACGAAGUCAGAAGAUAAUUUGAACGUAACCGUUGAAAAAGUAGAAAUUAUGGAAAUUAAAUCAGACGGUACAUCAGGUCAUAUAAUACCAGACACGAUAAUGAAGAAAAACCGAAAUAAGUAAACGUAUUAUUAUUAACUAAUAGGGAUGGUAUAUUUUUGAUCUGGGGGGAGCAAACAUUAGAUAGAAAAAAUUUAUUUUAAAUUAAAAAUAAAAGGACCAUAUUCGGCCUAUGUCGAAUGAUUUCAAACUCACCAUUCGCUUGAAAAAAAAAUUAAUGAAGGGAUUGCACAAUGGGGCGCGUUAGUACAUUUUAUAGGGUAAUAUAUAUCUGAACAUAAAUUGCAGAGCAAAACGACACAAAGUUUAACGUAAGACAUUCGAAGAGUAGUUUUUUCAUUUAAUAGGGAAGACAUUGCCUAAACAGCAUUAAUAAAUGAAUUUCUAAUUUUUCGAAGCUUUUCGAACGCUGAACCUGUUGCUCAUAAAAAAAUUUAAGGCGUUCAUGUUCUAGACUGCUUAUUGAUUGCAUAGACAUGAUAUCAUUUCAUCGGAUAGAGAAAGAGAUCUAUAGGGCUAAGUUAACACUACAUACAAAUCUAAAAUUCUGAAUUAGACUCGAAACACGAUCAUGCAGAUAGAUUAGCUAAGCUACAGCACUAUAAAUGAUGCUGAAAAGGGACAUUUCUAGUUUACAAGAAUGCAUUUCUAUGCUUUGUAAACGCACUACGCAUGGCUUGUGGUGGGUUUAAAAAAAAAAAAAAAAAAAAUUAUUUUUUAAAUAAGCUUAGAUCUAAAUAUGCCUUAUUCGAAUAUUGCAAAAACUUUCAAGAUAUAUUCAUUUUACGUAACGUCUUUAAACCAGUUUUAAUCGCUAGUAACUGGUGCUUAAAAGACACAAAAAUAUAUAUUAUAUUUAAAUGUCUCAUUUUAGUGAAACUUGCCAUACUUAAGUUCACAAAAAUAUUAAAUUAACUUAAAUUCAUAUUACUUUCUUCUUUUGUAAAUAUAUUUCUAUGU
Glossina fuscipes is the source of this 4918-nucleotide messenger RNA. RefSeq lists its product as uncharacterized. The coding region runs from base 32 to 4021 and encodes 1329 amino acids. Gene Ontology annotation, cellular component: extracellular region. The record is from RefSeq and is a predicted model, not a curated record. The transcript is spliced from 10 exons. Gene Ontology annotation, molecular function: chitin binding. NCBI's taxonomy places the organism in Eukaryota, Metazoa, Arthropoda, Insecta, Diptera, Glossinidae.